This is a messenger RNA of Cucumis sativus (cucumber), 1497 nucleotides long. RefSeq names its product UBP1-associated protein 2C. The coding region runs from base 119 to 1126 and encodes 335 amino acids. The record is from RefSeq and is a predicted model, not a curated record. Gene Ontology annotation, molecular function: RNA binding. The transcript is spliced from 7 exons. Lineage: Eukaryota; Viridiplantae; Streptophyta; Magnoliopsida; Cucurbitales; Cucurbitaceae.
GCCGAAGAAGCCCUAACUAAGGACUGUGUUCGCUCCAUUUUUCAAGCUUUCUUCAAAGAAGAGCUCACGGCUUUACUAUCUCUUCAGCGCCAACAACGCUCCAUAAACCUUCACCAAGAUGGAGGAUUUGAAGAAGAGGAAGCUGGAGGAGACCGUCGGCAAUGCCGAAUUUUCUUCUCUCGAACAUUUGCGAACUCUCCUCGAACCACUUCCCAAGCCUCAACUCGUCGAUCUCCUUGCCAGACUAGGGUCCCAGUAUCCUUCCAUUGCAGAAGAAAUAAAAAGUGUUGCCAGUGCAGAUCCUGUCAACCGAAAGCUUUUUGUUCGUGGCUUGGCUUGGAAUACCACUUCAGAAACAUUGUGUGCUGCAUUUAGCGUGCAUGGGGAAAUUGAAGAAGGAGCUGUUAUCUAUGACAAAGCAACAGGGAAGUCCCGUGGAUAUGGUUUCAUUACUUACAAGCACAUGGAGUCAACUAAAGCUGCUUUAAAAGCGCCUAGCAAAAUAAUUGAGGGUCGCAUGGCUGUCUGCAAUCUGGCAUGUGAGGGUCUAAGUGGAUCAAGUACAACUCCAGAUUUAGCUCAGAGAAAGCUGUACAUUGGUGGUUUAUCACCAGAUAUUACAAGUGAAGUAUUGCUGAAUUUCUUUGGAAGGUAUGGUGACAUAGAAGAAGGUUCAGUUGCCUAUGAUAAGGAUACAAAUGAAUCACGAGGGUUUGGAUUUGUUACCUAUACCACCGCAGAGGCUGCAAAGAAGGCAAUAGAUGAUCCAGACAAGACCUUUGGGGGAAGGAACAUCAUUGUGAAGCUUGCAGAUUCACACAGGAACAAGAUGAUGCAGGCACAAGUAUCCCCAGCUAUUCCUUCUAUGCCAUACCCAGUAGCCGCUGGAUAUCCUCAACCUGGGAAACCUCAUGGCGGUGUUGCCCCUGUUGGCUAUGCUUAUCCUCAAGCUCUUGGAUCAUAUCCUGCUUCGUAUCCCAGUCCUACGACAGCGCAUGCUUCAUAUGCAAGCCAACCCCAAAUGCCAUAUCCCCAUCAAGUGAUUGGAAAGAAAGAUGCUACUGGACUUCAUCCCAUCACACCUGCUGGAAUGGGAGGCUAUCCAUAUUAUAUGGCGAAACAAUAGCUAUGGAUGUGAUCUAUGGGAGGAACCUUGACAUUAGUAAGCGCCUCUAGAAAUUGGUCGCUCGGAUUUGAUUGAAGUGUGAACAUUAAAGGUGGCCUAGCGAAAAUUUUCCAAGUAAACUCUUCAUCUUUUUGUUCCUUGUCUGUGUAAAAUUUAUUACCACCUAGAAAUUAUGCAUACUAGUCAUUUUUAGGAUUAGAGGUAGUUAAUCUUGAGCAUGGAAAAUAUUGGUGUUAGCUAUUUAAAUAUUGAACAUACGACAAUAUUCUUGAUAUUCCUCUUCUGUCAAUCAUAUUCUCUGAAUUGCAUUUUAUUAUUCCUGUCUAAUGAAGUUGGAAUUUAGAAAACGAGUCUUUAUGUUAGUCAUGUUA